AUGUCUUCACUCAAACCCACGUUUGACUCUCUCCCUCUUCUCUCAGAAGGCCCGCAUGGCAACGCAUGGGGUCUAUUCGGAGACCACGAUCAAUUAGGGAUGUUGAAUCUCCUAACUCGGGCGAAUACAGCCGCUGCAGCUCGCGAAAUUAUUGAAGGGGUACGAGUGUCAACUGACUGGGAACUCGAUAGCAUGGUAAAGCCAUGCUUCGGGCGAUCUGCCUUUCAGUAUAUUGUCAAGAAAAAAGCACCCCGGGCAGUCAACGAUGAUGUAUUGACCUUCAACACCGUGACUCAAAGUAGUUCCCAGUGGGAUGGCUUCCGACACUACGGGUCCAAAGAAGGUACAUAUUACAAUGGAUGCUCCUUGGAAGAUAUUCAAACAUCUUCUCGGAACGGAAUUCACGUCUGGGCUGAAAAUGGUGGUAUUGUCGGGCGUGGGGUACUUCUUGACUAUGCAGCAUGGGCGGAGGCCAAAGGUACUGCUGUGAAUUGUUUCCAAACACAAUCCAUUCCUGUUUCUGUUCUCCAGGAAGUCGCCGCCACAUACGAGAGACUCUCAGCGACCGAAUGUCAACAGUUGGCGGACUAUAAGGCACCACCGGUGAUUGGAGUUGAAUCAUCAGAGGAGAUGCUGCGAUGGAUCUGGAAGGAUUUCUCUGCUGUAGUGGUUGAUAUGCCGAGCUUCGAAGCCUAUCCUUGUCAGAAUCCAGAUUUCUUACUACACGAGUGGCUCCUGGCGGGUUGGGGAUUGCCGAUCGGCGAACUCUUUGACCUUGAGCGGAUAAGUCAAGAAUGUCGACAGAGGGACCGCUGGAGUUUCUUCUUCAGCAGUGGGCCCCUUAAGGUUUCUGGCGGCAUUGCAAGUCCUCCUAAUGGAGUCGCAAUAUUCUAG
This is a messenger RNA of Penicillium malachiteum, 894 nucleotides long. RefSeq lists its product as uncharacterized. Gene Ontology annotation, molecular function: arylformamidase activity. NCBI's taxonomy places the organism in Eukaryota, Fungi, Ascomycota, Eurotiomycetes, Eurotiales, Aspergillaceae. The transcript has 4 exons. Bases 1 to 894 code for a protein of 297 amino acids. The record is from RefSeq and is a predicted model, not a curated record.